UUUCAAACAUACUUGGUUUGGUUAGGUUUCUCUCUCACACUCUCUUUCCUUCACAUAACCAUUCCAGAUGCUCUGAGCCCUGGGCUUUGUGCUGUUUCUUUGUAUCUAUGAAGAGCCUUUCAAGACAUUUUUAUCAAGCCUUCCAAUAUUUAUUUACUUUUUUACUCCCCUGCAAAGAAGAAACUUCAUAAACAGGCAUUUCACAGAAGUCAGAAUGAACAGUGGGUGCAACCAUCAGGGAGCCACUUCUGCUCCAGCACAAGCCAUGACAGCUAAGAACUGAACCCGUCCCUUUCCUUCUCCUCACUGCAGUGCCUGGCAUCCCCAGCCGGGAUGAACUCACUUUGGUCUGCUCAAGGUAUGUUGAGUUAGAGCAUUUACAAGGAUGGAGGACACUGUCUCCUCAACAGUGAGGGUGGCCACAGAUAGGGGCAGCCUACUCAGAAUCAGCCGCAACAUUUCCUACAAUACUACCUGGGAUGGGGCCAGCACCACAGCCAGCUCUUUAGAGGACUUCAUAGCCACCUGCACAAUCGGGACCAUCCUCUCUAUUAUGUGCAUUGUUGGGGUGACAGGCAAUGUCUAUACCUUGGUUGUGAUGUGCCACUAUCUGAGAUACUCAGCUUCUAUGUACAUCUACAUCAUCAACCUUGCCUUAGCAGACCUCCUCUACCUUCUCACCAUCCCUUUCAUUGUCGGGACAUAUUUCAUCAGGGGGUGGUACUUUGGGGAUGCUGGGUGCCGGAUCCUCUUCAGCUUGGAUUUCCUCACCAUGCACACAAGUAUUUUCACCUUGAUGGUGAUGAGCACAGAGAGAUACUUUGCAGUGCUGAAGCCUUUGGAUACUGUGAAAAGGUCGAAGAGCUACCGGAAAGCUAUUGCCAUCGUCAUCUGGGUUGUGUCUCUGCUUCUCACCCUCCCGAUGCUGAUCAUGAUCCAGCUGGUACGAGAGGACAAGAACAUCUGCCUUCCUACCUGGAGCAAAUUGUCCUACAAGAUCUACAUCACCGUCCUCUUCUGUACCAGCAUUGUGGGCCCUGGGGUUGUGAUUGGGUACCUUUAUAUUAGGCUGGCAAAAACUUACUGGGUGUCCCAAACGACGUCUUUGAAAGAGACCAAAAGGCUCCCCAACCAAAAGGUGCUGUAUUUAAUCUUCACUAUUGUGCUGGUCUUCUGGGCCUGCUUCUUGCCUUUCUGGAUAUGGCACCUCCUCUCCCAAUAUUACGAUCCUUUCCCAGUGUCUCAGAAGGCUACCAGAAACAUCAACUACCUGACCACAUGCCUGACUUACAGCAACAGCUGCAUCAACCCUUUCCUCUACACUCUGCUGACCAAAAACUACAAAGAGUACUUGAGGAACAGGCAGCGAUCCUUUAACAGCAGCAGCAGCUACUUCCAGAGGAGAAGCAGGUUUCAGAGAAUCUCUGGCAGAUCGUUGUCCACAAGCAGUCAGCACUACACGGAGACCUUUGUGCUCCCUCCCAUUCCUGGGGGAAACAGCAGCCCCUGAAGGAAAAAGCACGGCUGUCCUCAAGGCAGCUUUGACUGAGAGGCUGCUGUGUUUUGGGAUGGCAAAAGCUGAGAAGCAAGAAGGCACAAAAGAUCGAAUGAGCGUCAUAAAGUAGAGGCAUCCUUAGGUAGAGUAUCAUCUCCUAGAGGCCCCUAGCCGCUGCUUUUUUGCCUUAGAUGAACUUUGAGUGAGCUCUUUCCAUCACACAAACAAGUAAUACAUCCCAACUAUCCCGUGGCAUGUCAACUUAAGUUAUUGAACCUAUGUUUGUCAACAGUGUUUUAUUACUAUGAUUUUGAGCUAUAUCACCCAUGCAGUUGCUUGGGAGAAUAAGCUAAAUCAAUAAAGAACUGAGACUUGA
Molecule: messenger RNA, 1871 nt
Organism: Rhineura floridana
Lineage: Eukaryota; Metazoa; Chordata; Lepidosauria; Squamata; Rhineuridae
Gene: UTS2R
Product: urotensin 2 receptor
Exons: 2
Coding region: 386-1510 (374 amino acids)
Biological process (GO): regulation of blood pressure; neuropeptide signaling pathway; blood vessel diameter maintenance
Cellular component (GO): membrane
Molecular function (GO): urotensin II receptor activity
Source: RefSeq, a predicted model, not a curated record